Molecule: messenger RNA, 466 nt
Organism: Acaulospora colombiana
Lineage: Eukaryota; Fungi; Glomeromycota; Glomeromycetes; Diversisporales; Acaulosporaceae
Source: the annotation of a GenBank genome assembly
CGAGGAAAGCGAUGGAGAGGUUGGUCGAAUGGAUCGUCAAUAUCGGAUUAAAACGCUACCAUGGCGUGCUCGUACCCUUACGGACUGGUUGCACUCUCUUGACCAGCUGCCUCCAGAAACGGCACAGAAGCCGAAUUCAAGGGCUGCUCGGCAUCGCCUUCCAAGCAGGAUCCAGUCAGAGAAUCACACACCCCCACAUCACCUGCCAACAUCAUUUUACGAUAGGGAAUGGCUCGAGUCACAAUCGAAUUCGUCUCGCGCCGCUCUAAAGAUCACAAACGAUAAACUCGAGCUUCCUGAUCUUGCGCCUUUAAUUCUCGUUCUACACCCCAAAGUGUUCCCUGAACUCAAAGAAUACGAUGUGGAGCCAGACGAUAUCUUGAAAUUCGCUGCUACAUAUCUUACCGGACUGAAACGGAAGUAUAACAAGGCGAUAGAAGAGACAUCGUUGGUUGUGACCUCGUGA